AUGACCACCACCAUCCCGGGAGCAAGACCCCCCGAGGCUGCUGACUACCCUCCAGGGAGUGAGACCACAGAGAGCCAGCCGUGUUGGCGGUUGCGUGCUCUGGCCCUCGCAUCCUCGAGGCACCCCCACCUCAUGGCCGCCGCUCUGGCCGGCCCUCGCGCUGGGCCUGGAGAGUCCUCGCCCAUGACCCUCAGCCUCCUCUUGCUCCUGUGUCUCCUGCCUCCCACCCAGGUUGCAGCCAUGGCCCACAGGCACCCUACCAGUGAGGAGGUCGAUUUUAGCCCUGAUGUGGCCUGUGGCCAGCGUUAUAUGCAGGGGAAGAUCAUGGGAGGCAUGGAUACCCUCGAAAGAAAGUGGCCGUGGCAGGUCAGUGUGCACUACGCAGGCUUCCACAUCUGUGGUGGGUCCAUCAUUAAUGAGUACUGGAUCCUGUCGGCAGCCCACUGCUUUGACAGGAACAGGAACACUGAAGCGUUUGAUAUAUAUGUGGGCCUUGUGGACCUCAGGGUUGCAGGCAGUCACACCCAGUGGUUUGAGGUGAAUAAGGUGAUCAUACACCCCACAUAUGAAGUGUACCAUCCUGUUGGAGGUGACAUCGCUCUGGUGCAGCUGAAAACUCGCAUUGUGUUUUCCGACUCUGUGCUUCCCAUCUGUAUUGCACCCCCAGAUGUGAAUCUUUCGAACGUUCCUUGCUGGGCUACAGGCUGGGGAUCCAUCUCCCAACAAGGUGACACUACAGACAAGCUGCAGGAGGUGCAACUGCCUCUGGUCCCAUUGCGUCUAUGCCAGCUGCUCUAUGGACACCCAUCGCACAUUCUGCCAGACAUGCUGUGUGCUGGGGACAUCAGGGACUUGAAGACUGCAUGUGAGGGUGACUCUGGGGGCCCACUUGUCUGUGAAUUCAACCACAUCUGGAUACAGAUUGGAGUAGUGAGCUGGGGGCACGGUUGUGCAUACCCUAUGUAUCCUGCAGUUUAUGCCCGGGUCUCCUAUUUCUCAGAGUGGAUUCAUCAUCACGUAGAAAACACACCCUUACCUUUGCAGCCACUCCCUGGCCUCUCCUCCAAUCUGGGGGCCACCAUCAACAUCCUUGUGACCUCACUGGCUGUCCUAUCCAUGUUGUAA
Molecule: messenger RNA, 1125 nt
Organism: Hippopotamus amphibius kiboko
Lineage: Eukaryota; Metazoa; Chordata; Mammalia; Artiodactyla; Hippopotamidae
Gene: PRSS38
Product: serine protease 38
Exons: 6
Coding region: 1-1125 (374 amino acids)
Biological process (GO): proteolysis
Molecular function (GO): serine-type endopeptidase activity
Source: RefSeq, a predicted model, not a curated record